CUGAACACUCCCUGCGUUAAUCACUCUCCUUUCGCCAAGCCGGAGAGCCGGUAACUUGUUUCAUUUCUGCUUAUCCGGUUUUUCUCUUGAUAUAAUCGUCUUCAUAACAUUCCCCAUUUAGCAUUCAACAUAAUAGCCUCAUAAAUUUUGAACAUAUGGUCUUUUUUCGUAUAAACUGAUGGUGAUGGUGCCUGUUUUUUCUUUGUUUUACCGAAGUUUUCAGACGCUUAUUAAGACAAAUCUGACACUUUUGUUACCUUUGACACACUCGAAUCAUAAUAUUUUUUUCACUUACCCAUAUUUAGAAAAGGUGAAAGCAGAGGAUUUUUUCGUUUACGUGAAUCCUAUAUGACUUUGUCUGGAGUCUAUCCUACUUUUUAUUUUUUUUUAAUCCGCCCAUCAUGAAAACACAUCCGAAACUUCCUUUUUAGUAAUGCUAUUUAACCUGAUAACUCAGUAAACAGAUUUAUUCUGCUUAAAGAUAUAUGCCAUUUGCUCCAUCUCUCUAGUCUUCUGAAGUUCAACAUAAUGUCAAGCAAGAGUGCGUUCAUAUCUAUUUAACGGAAAUCACCAGUAUCUCCGGCAGCGACCGGACGGCCGAAGUGGAAAUAUAACGGAGAAGCCUAACACUGGAAAGGAGUAGAAAGCAAGAAACGAAGGAGCGCGCUUUUUACUAUAAUUUCCAGGCAACAUGGAGUUUAACAAAGAGGAGAUGAAGAAGUUUGCUGGGAAAGCCUUAGGAAAAAUACACAGGGUGUUAGAGAAGAAGCAGGCCAAUGGCGAGACCAUUGAGCUCACUGAGGAAGGCCGGCCAGUUGAGAUGAAAGAACACUCUCGUCCUAUGGUGGACUGCACAUGUUUUGGUUUACCCCGCCGUUACAUCAUUGCCAUCCUCAGUGGCAUUGGCUUUUGCAUUUCAUUUGGCAUCCGCUGCAACCUGGGUGUAGCCAUUGUGAGCAUGGUGAACAACAACACAGUCUAUGAAGGAGGCAAAGUCAUCAUUCAGAAAGCCCAGUUUUCUUGGGACCCGGAAACAGUAGGGAUGAUCCAUGGCUCCUUUUUUUGGGGGUAUAUUGUAACUCAAAUCCCUGGAGGCUUCAUAGCUCAGAAGUUUGCAGCCAACAGAGUGUUUGGGUUUGCCAUUGUUGCUACAUCUACACUGAACAUGCUGAUUCCAACAGCAGCAAGGGUGCACUAUGGCUGUGUGAUCUGCGUGAGGAUACUGCAAGGACUGGUGGAGGGAGUGACUUACCCAGCUUGCCAUGGUAUAUGGAGUAAAUGGGCACCACCACUUGAAAGGAGUAGACUGGCCACAACAGCAUUCUGUGGCUCCUACGCAGGUGCUGUAGUGGCUAUGCCACUGGCUGGUGUCUUAGUGCAGUACUCUGGCUGGUCCUCGGUCUUCUAUGUGUAUGGUAGUUUUGGAGUGACUUGGUACUUGUUUUGGAUUAUGGUCUCAUAUGAGAGCCCUGCUGUACAUCCUACUAUUACUGAAGAAGAAAGACGCUAUAUUGAAGAAAGUAUCGGUGAGAGUGCCAAGUUAAUGAACCCCCUGCAGAAAUUCAAAACACCAUGGCGCAAGUUCUUUACAUCAAUGCCAGUCUAUGCAAUCAUCGUUGCCAAUUUUUGCAGAAGCUGGACUUUCUACCUCCUGCUUAUUAGCCAGCCCGCCUACUUUGAGGAAGUCUUUGGAUUUGAAAUCAGCAAGGUUGGCUUGCUUUCUGCAUUGCCUCAUCUUGUCAUGACAAUUAUUGUUCCAAUUGGGGGGCAGCUUGCAGACUUUCUUCGGAGCCGACAACUUAUGUCCACCACAAAUGUCCGUAAGAUGAUGAAUUGUGGGGGUUUUGGAAUGGAAGCCACUCUUUUGCUUGUAGUUGGAUUUUCUCACACCAAGGGUGUUGCCAUCUCAUUCUUAGUCCUUGCUGUUGGUUUCAGUGGAUUUGCAAUAUCAGGUUUCAAUGUGAAUCACCUGGACAUUGCUCCUCGUUAUGCCAGCAUCCUGAUGGGCAUUUCUAAUGGUGUGGGUACACUCUCUGGCAUGGUAUGUCCACUUAUAGUGGGUGCAAUGACUAAACACAAGACACGUGAAGAGUGGCAAUACGUCUUCCUCAUAGCAUCUCUGGUCCAUUAUGGUGGGGUGAUUUUCUAUGGGCUCUUUGCCUCUGGAGAAAAGCAACCUUGGGCUGAACCAGAGGAAAUGAGUGAUGAGAAGUGUGGCUUCAUCCAUGAAGAUGAACUGGCUGAGGAGACAGAAGAAUAUCAUAGCACCACUCUUGCUUCUGGGGGUGGAUAUGGGGCCACCAGCACUCAUGCACCCCUCUCCAAUAAUGGAGGUUGGGCCACAGACUGGGACAAAAAAGAAGAAUUUAUCCAGGAUCCUGGGAGAGAUCCAUACAUGUAUGGCAGUCCUGAGGACAGAGAUUUAUCCUGAGCACAGAGCAAUAAUGUAGUCUGCUAGCUACCAACAAGUAGAGCCAUUCAAGAACUGUUACUUCUAUCUGCUGAUUGUUUUCUUUUAUUAAAUAAAACCAUACCUGCUGGACUUUGCCCAACUGUUAAGGGUGGAGCACACUGUUACUAGGUUGUGUUUGCCCAACUUUUGAGUUGAAUGCUCAGCACUGCAGGGUAGCAACACCAGCAAAAAACAGUUCCAGUGAAUCUGGAAUUAACCAAAUUGUCUCACAUCCCUGCAGAUUGUCACACAGUAACAUAUAAUUCUGCAAGGUCUGUGGUUACAUGUGCUUCACACUCCUCUAAUUUAUUGAGCUGUCAUGGUUUUAUUUUAAAAGCAAAUGCACUGAUAUGAUAGGCUGUGCUGAAGAAGUAACAGUUGCUAACUAUUCUUUUGUCACCUUGAUGAUGUUCUGCAUUGUUCUGGAAGCAAGACAGACAGAAAUGGCUUUUAGAUGGAGUUUACUUGGCUUGAUGUUGCAUUCAUCUGUAUUGGUGAAACUGUCAUUUGAUCUAGGCUCCUCUUUCUUUGCCCCUCAAACUUUUUUUAGUUAUAUGUGUAUUGCAAUCACAUUCUGGUUCAUAUGGAUCAUUAAUAUUCUGACAACACCACCCUAAACCAUUGGAUAAUGAGGCAGAGGGGACUGUCCUUUUCCAUAUUAAUGUAGAUUGGUCCUUACUAAAUUUGGUCAUCUCUCAGGUCUAGGUACAUCAGCAGUUACAGGUGAGGAUGAGGUUUCCAGUUUAUUAUACACUCAGCUAAUAAAAUACUUUGACACAUCUUCCUGUUUCUCCAUCUCCAUGUCAAUCUGUUGGGCUGUUUUGGGGCUAAUGGUCUAAAUCAAUGCAAAAUGAGACAGGCUGCUUAGUUUGUUGUAAUGUUUCACAUAUCUCAAUGUGAAUUUAAGAUGGAAGGGUUGACCCCUGUCAUAUAUCUCCAUGUUAGGGUUCUUCCUUCUCAUGGACCAGGAGUCCAUAUCAGGUCAGAUGGCCAUAGUAGACCAUAUUGGUCUGGAUUGGGAUGCUUCAUUAGUCUCAUGUUUAUCCAUGUCAAUUUAGGUGUGAUUGUUGUCUUAGGCAGUUGCAGGUGCUAGGGACUACAUUUGUAAAUGAAUUAUAUUUAACUUUCUUGUGCAAAAAUAUAUAACCUUGUUUAUUAUUAGUGUGCAGCAUAAAAACAUUUUAAGUAAGUACCAGCAUUCAAAUCCAUCUAUAGGUAAAUAAACAUUUCAUAUUCCCAAAAAACAUUUUGAUUUAUAAUUGUAGGGUUAUCCAGAAAGAGUCCUUUUAUUUUUAUUAAUCUUCUAGUGAAUUGGAUUAUUACUGUUGCUAAGAAAUAUCACAAUUAACUUAUAUCAAUGAGCAGCAAAUAAGUAAUGACCAUGGAAGAACGUGUUUAGCUUGAAAUAUAAUGAAUGCAGCUUCUAUGAGAGAGAAAACAUUUUUCCAUAAAUUUAAAUUUUUUUGUAAAUAAUUUGUGAACAGGAGGGAAUGAAAGAUAAGCCAAUAUUACCUUAUUACUUUCCAAGGGAGACUAUUCCAAAUCUUUGUGCUGCCUUAAAACAUAAAAAUAAAAAAACAAAACAUUGGGUUCCAUGCCAUAAUAGUACAUGCACAAGCCCUGCCCACCCUGGGUUUCUGUUUUGUUCCAAUGAAUUUUUGUAGAUUAGCCUGGGACUUCCCAGCCCUCCAUAAUGCAAACACUCCCAGGCAUCAUAAAUGUAUUACUCCAUGUGAACAAGUCUGAAAUGCAAGCAGAACAGGUCAUGUUUUGGGAAACCUUCCAAGCCACCAUGUGUUUUCUUUAACAACUUAGUAAAUGUGUAUUGCAAGUGAGCACCACUUGGGAAAUUCUGCUAUUUUUCCUUAGUACUCUUCUUUCUCUCUCACUUUCUCUCUGUCUCUCUAAUUUGAGGUGUCUGUCCUUCCAGCCUGAAUCAUUAGACUGCUAGUAAAUGUUCAUUUAUGGGAGGACAUCUGCUUAAUCAAGGGCAGGAUUCAGGCAUGUCAAACUUCAAUCAAGAAGUUCUAUCUCAAAUUUAGUUACCAUAAGAGUGGAACAGUGAUCACACUCAGGAUACUUACUAAUGACGAAUUACAUUCAAUUAUCAUAUGCAUUGACAAACACAACAUUAACAAAAUGUUUGUAAGGGAAACUGUCUGCACAUAUACAGGAUACAUUUAAAGUACCUCCCUGUACUACAUUUGGAUGUAUGGAUUAACCUCAAUAAUCACUAAUGUACCUAUUCAGUUAAUGUAAGGGUUGUGAUGUCAGCUUUAUUAUUUAGCAUAUACCUUUGCUCAAUGUAUUUACAAAAUCAGGACUCUAGCAAUAUAUUAGUGCACUUGGCAGAACAGAACAAAGUGAAAAAUAAUUAAAAUAUGUAUUACUAAAUUAUUUACUACCUGUGUGUUUUCUUUCAGAAAUAUCUGGAAGUAUUAAUUUAUAAUAUGUAUCGGAGGCAAACACUGAGAAUGAGAUACCACUGUUGCCAUUUUGAAUAAUACAGGAGCAACGGAAUUUCUAGCAAAGCAUUCCAGUCUUUCAUUUACAAAGGAAACUGCCAGAGCAUGAUCUUCCUGUUGUAAUCAAUAUGUUUUGAGCAUUGACUUUAUUUGUCUUGUUUUUUUUAUUCAUUCUGAAACUUAACCACUGUUUAUUUAUUUCAAGAAUAUGUAUCAUAACAAAUGAAACACAUUAUGUGGUUAUAGUAAUUAGAGUCUGACACGCCCUGACAGACAUUGCUAAAGAGCACACAUUUUUUCUCUAUUAUUUCUCUAAAUUAACCAUCAAAUACAGCAAUGUAUUUACAGAACUCUGAAACAAAACUUGACCGAAUCAUCAGAUGCCAAACUAAGAAUACAUCUUAAAUCCCUUCCAAGUUACCAUUUACUAAACUUUAUUUAAGAGCAUGAGAAUGAAGGACUCAUAAAACAGGCAGAAAUACAGAGCUCCAGGUCUGCUACAAUAUAUAGAUAUGCUAUUUUUUACCUUUAAUAAAAUCAGUUAUGUAAUAGGACAACAAAAGAAAAGUUUCAGGAAAAACAAAACUAAAAGAUGUAAAGAAGUCAUACAUUUGAUCCCAUAUAUCACAAAAACUAAAAUACCCACCCUCACCCACAACAGAAAGCUAAAUGGUAAUUAAAAUGGGGGAUCACUGUGUUAUACCAACCUCCUUUUAAUUAAAAUCAUAGGAGUUUAAUAGAAACACUAAUGGGAGGUCAGCAAAACUAUUUUAGAAUAACAUUAAUGAAGAUUCUAAAGAAGCUGUGCACUGUUUACACACAAGGAAAAUCUGAUUUUUUUUUUGAGUUUCAGAUAAUAUAAAAUAUAAUUUUCCAUUGAGUUAUGGAGGGUGCAUUCGGAUUCUUCAAACUGAGCAGAAUUAGUUGACUCAUAAAGAAUACAGUGAAGGAAAUAAUAGUCAGUUUAUUACCAGAUAGCCAAAGCUAAUUUGAAAUCACUUACAAAAACUGCUGUAAGAGGAUUUGUGAUGAUCAUAUGUCCUAUCUUAUAUAUGAGAAAAAAUCUUCUCCCAAAAGGGCUUUCAUUUUGGACAGUUCAAGCCCAAUCAAUAUACUAAUUUGUAGCUGAUAUGUCCCAGGGCUAAAAUGAACCUGAAAAGGUCAAAAUCUAAAGCAUGAGUCUUGUGCAGGAGAAUAUUGAUGAAAAUGAAGAUGAACAAUGAGAACUGGCAAAGGGAGAAUAGCGACAGGUGCCCAUAACUUUUACGUUAUCUCUAAUACCUUUUUAAUUAAGAAGAAGUUAUGUUAUAGAAGGAGAAGUUUCAAAACAUUCAGCUAUUAAGAUUGGAAAUAGAAUUAUUCCUAGAUUGGCAUGGAGAUGGUUUACCAGCUCUUUUGUAUAGCUAACCCUCACUCUUUUCAUUCAGUUUUUUUGCAGCAUAGCUUGAAUACAGCCCAGUGAGGUGCCUUUUCAGAAAGAAUUAAUAGUACAGUUUUUACUUUCUACCAUCAUUAUUGCCAAUCCAUAUACCAUAGACAUGCUCAAGCAAAGCCAUUAAUUUUACCUGCUCUAAAUCAGUCCAGCAUUAGUGAGUGAGAGUAUGAGCAACAGUGUACCCUAUGAUGGAAUAGUAUCCAAUACGGGGAUGAUUCCUGUCUUGCAAGUAAAUAUUCAGUCUAACUAUGACCUCAUAUCGAGCUAAGUGUGUGAAAUAUGAAUGGAUGGCACAACAUCUGUUUGGAAAAAAUGAUGUGCAUUAUUGUAUUUAUAAAAUAUUUAAUUUGAAGAAUCAGUGUAAGGAUGACUAUAAUCUAAUGUUACAUUUAUAUUGAACUGGAGGUGCAGAGAGAUAAAUAUACAAGUAUGAUAUUUGUAGACUAGAAUCACAUUUUGUCUCCUUUUUACUCUAGUACUAUGCCUAAUCUUUCAAAAGAGACCCUUUUUGUCUUCACACAAGUGCAUAUAAAAUUGAAAAGUGAGGACCUGACAGACAUUGACUUUGAAAAAGUACAACGUAAAAGACUAAUGCAAAUGAAAUCAGACAAAUAGGUAUGAUUAUUAAAUACUUAGAUGCAGUAUAUUCACAAUGAGAUUUUUUGAGUUUCAAAAAGAAUUACACCACAUAAUCAACCUUUAAAACUGAUAAAUACACAAAUUAAACCUAAUAAAUUGUAUAAUUAUAUAAUAAGUGUAGCUGAAUCUUUGUAUGAAUGUAAUCUAUUGAACCAGUUUAUUAGCAGAUUUGUGUCCAAUAUGAAGUGUUCAGCCCUGAAGUGUUUUCAGCUGCUUUGUACGGAGCUUAGUGGUGAUUAUAAUGAAAGUUACUACAUGUUGUAAAGAAUUUAAGUGGUCACUUGUUUGUGACCCAUUACACUAAAGGUCGCUUCAUACAAAUAAAUAUUAGUCAGUUAUUUAAAUACUUUGUGAACAUGAUCACCAUUAUAGUUGCUAUAUAAAAUAAUUGAAGGAUUGUUUGAUUAAAAAUAAAAGAAACUAAUAAUCUAGACCAUCACUCAUCCAUUAUUUGAACCUACUUUAUCCAGUACAGUGUGGCUGGGCAUCAGAGCCCAUCUUUUACAACAGACAAUCAGGAUGAUAUAAAUAUGAUGUUAAAGUAAAUGUUCAUACUUUUGACUUCUUCACAUUCAUUAAUCAAUGACAGUUGUGACAGCUGUAGUAAAUCUACAGCUCGACCAGCUAGGUUCUCUAUCUAUCCUCCUGACCCUCCUGAAAACUUCAGAAAUGUUCCAAGGACUAUCAAAAUAUAUAAUCCAUUCAAGCCUGAUAUGUCCCUGACUUUUCUGCCACUGACAGGCAUUGAUGGCACGCAUCCAAAACAUCAAAAUCAGCUCUACUUUACCUGGAGGAGAGAAGUUCCUAUUCCAGUGUCCUCCCAUAAUGCUGAGCUCUUCACGUAUCACAGCUAACUUGAUUAGAAACUUCUUUAUGGCCAUUUUUAGUCAUGAUUUAGUUCUACUUUUGUCAUUAAUUAGAACCCAUAACUCUAGGUGAGGAUGGGAAUGUUGACUGACUGGCAAAGCUAUGUAUAACAAUGUAUGUGUACAAAAUUCUCACUGUUGCACCAAUUUUUUAUCAAAUUUACAAUUACUUUUAAUCUGUAAAAAAGACCCCAGUGUACAAGUAUUGAUCUACCUGGGAAAGCUGUUCAUCUCUUAUAUUCAAUAAACAAAAUACUAUUUUCAAGGAGAAAACCAUGACCUCAGAUAUGAAGGUGAUUAUUGUUAAUCCAACAUGAUGGGAUGCAGCUGCAAUCCAGUCGAAAAGGACAGUCCUUUGGUUCUCAAACUGAGUGCUCUCCAAGUGACAGCUGCACUUUGAAAUCUUGUCCAGAAGAAAACACAAGCGACAUCCUUGGCAGAGGCCCGCAUUCCUAUUAAAUUAAUUUGACUUAAUGGUAAGUGUGUGAACACAACUCUGAAAAUACCACAGCCAAAAGACACACAGCAAUGGCACCAGAAUCUUACAGUUUGAGAUUUAAGAACCAGCAUGGUAGGAGGUCAUAAGUUUUUCCCAGGCCCACAAAGCACGUGUAAACUGGAUUGGCAAACUAAAAUUUCCUUUUAGAUAUUUGUACAAAAAUAAAUACUUGGGCUACUGUUAAACUGCUGAGAUAAAAUUCACAUUGCUCUUGGUGGAUAUGAGGUUUAGCUGGCCAUGCAGUAGCUUCCCAGUGUUGCUGUGCAAGGUCAUCCCUCGGCCGUUGGGUCACACUUUUUUCCCAUUUUUAAAAACUGUGGAAAUGCAACAUUGAAAAGACCACAAUACACUCCACGAUAUCAAAUGCUUUCCUGCCAGAUUUCAUCCAUACCUGUGUCAUUUCCAUUAUCUAGAUUUUUAAUCAUCAUACCAAUUCCAGCACUAAGAACAGCUACAGCCUCAAUCAAUGCAUUUACAUCAGAUUUAAAAGUCUCUCUAUGUGCUGCUCUCAUCUUUCAACAAUGCCCCUAAUCUGAGGUUAUUGUAGCUGAGACUGGUACGAGCAAUGAUGUGCCUAUGCUUCCAAAUUUGAGACCACUCUUGAUUGGAAAGUGUGACACCAGAACCAAUGUUGUGCACACAGGUCAGUUUGAAUAUAUCUGACUGGUAUUUUUUCAAAUUCCUGCCUGAAUUCAAACUGUUUUCUCCAUCAUACCAACGUCGCAAUCCCAUGACGAAUGACGGUGUACCUAUCCAGAGUUACUUAAGAUUUUAGCAAUUUUAUUUUCUAUUUAUAUAGGUAUACAACGUAUUUGACAUGAACAAAAUCAAGGAGGCAUGUUGACAAGAUUGUGUGCUUGAAAAAUCUAAGCCUGUAGAGUGCUUUAAAAUUAAAUUUAAAAAAAGGAACAUGUUAUAAUUAUAAAAGUGUUUUAUUAGCUACCUUUAGCUAAAUGAGAUGUAUCCACUGCAGUCUGGAACAGAGAGAGAGACACACAAAUGAGAAAUCCCUGAGUUACAGCCUUCUUAAAGCCUAAAGUAACCAAUGAGGCACAGUGUUUUAUUUCUAAUGAUGGUUUUAUUUAGUAAGUUAUUUAUGUUCUUUGUAGGGAACUGGCAGAGCCAUCAUGGUUUUUGUGUCUAAACAGGGUAAUAUGCCAUUGGUCCUGAAGCAAAUCCCAAUUCUCUCUUUUGGUGAGUUUAGAUGUAAAUUACACUUCCCUAAAAGGGAUUUACCCAUUAAGUCUCCCAUAUUUAAGCAUUUAAAUGUGCUUCUGGAAAUAUAAGCCCACUUUGCUAUGUACAUGCUGCAUAUUCACUGUUCAGAGAGGUGUUAUUCCAGUAAAUUUUAAUCUGUCCAUAAAUAAUUCUACUUCAUAACAUGUGGAGUUUUAGAGGAGCUGAAGCACUGUAUACAACAGCACCAGCACAUCCACAACAAACCCUCACCCAAAAAGGAUGCCUGCCUAGCAGAGCUAUAGGAACCUUACCAUAGCCACUUACACAUGCAAUUGCUUGGAAUAGUCUGUCCAUUAAAAUACCAGUGGAACAAGUACUGAGUAAUCUAACACUUCUCUCAUACCCCAUUUACACUGCCAUCUCAAACAUGGUCUACUAUGAGGUAGGUACAACAGACUGUUCCUUUCUUGUCACAGCACUUGCACAGUAAAGAUUUAAGUUCUGCCAUGGCCCAUCUUAUUCAUUGUAGUAGGUGGAUCAGAAUAAGCUGAAACUGGCUGAAAAAAAUAACAUUUGAUGUAUGACUAACAUCAAAUUUUACUAUGCCACCACAAAAGCUUAUACUUGCUACUGAAAAACUAUAGCUCAUUUUUCAUUCACAAACAUAAUUAGCUAAAGUGUCAGAAGUCAAUGCAAUGCUCUGCCAUUUUGGAUCUAAAGCAUGAAAAUACUUAUACACCUUUACAAACCUUUUGGGACAUGUGCCAGUGUUGUAUGUAUGAUCAAGUGCGAGCCCAACCACAGCAACGUAUCUCAAAUAUAUAUAAGUUUUAAUAGAAGAAAAAUUGUCAAUUCAUCUUCUUCCCUUUUCCAAUUAAUGCCACUUUAGGCCUACAAGGAGUCAAAUCAUGCCCUGGAUCAAACACAGCAUAUGAACCAAUCCAAAUAUAAUUCUUCAUAUAUCUAAACACAUUUUUUAUUUUACCAAUACUACUCACACAUGUUUUAUGUAGUACCAUUAACAGCAUUUACCACUUUACAUGUAUGAGUAAACUGGAUUACAAGAGUAACUGGGACUAUUUUGUCUUUACUGCCUUAAGUAAAGAGAACUGUGCAAAGGUAUAAUGUACCAAAUACAGACAGUUUAAAAGAGCACAUUUAUUAAAAUAAACAGCAACCCACAUUAAACAGUCCCUCAUUCCUGCCUGCCUUGGAUACAAUACACAUUGUUACUUGAUAAUUCCAAAACGAUGUGGAAGAGUGCAAAAGUUUGUACAAAGUUGCAAUUUGCACAUUGAUAAUAUUAUAAAAAAUAGUAGUCACAAGAUUUAUAUUUUAUAUUUUUGAAGUGAAAGGACAGUUUUGUGUAGUCAGUGAAACUUUUUUCCUCAGAAUAAUUUUCACAAAAUGCAGAAAAUGGAAGAAACUAUGUUGUAUGGUAUGUCAUGAUAACAAGACAGACCAAUCAUUGUUCAUCAACAACUGCAUCAAAGUGCAAUACAAGCAGAAUAUGUUCAAAAUAGUCAAUUUAUUAAAAUAUCCAUGGGUUAAAACAAAAGGAAAUUAUUUAAAAAUUGAAUAAUUUAUUCAAAAUAUAGUCUAGUAAGCACUGUAUGUAUAAUGUGUUUGAUUUUUUUUUUCAAUAAAAGUAACUUAAUGUGAUUUGCUCUGUUUGCAUAUUGUAAGUGCACACAUCUUGAUGAAUAGAUCCCAUUGUUGGAAAACUAUUUUAGCAGAAGAUUUUAUUUGGCUUCAGGUGCCGGUGUAAACAUGCCAAGCACUUUUCUCUUGCAUUGUACAAGGAUUAUAUCACCUGAGCUAUUAUCCAUUUCUUUAUCAUCUCUCAUAGGUUAGCAUGUAGCAGGCUGUGUUCUGUUACUAUGGAAGUCAUCUCUCUGGUAUUCUGUGUUACAUACCAUUUUUUAAAUUUAAUAUAUCAUGUUUCCUUCUCCUUUUGUUAAACCUGUGUAAUUAUUUUAUUCAUGAAUAAAUCAAUAUGUAACAAAACAUAUGUAAAUGUACAUACAUAAAAGGAUGUAUGUACACUGUUUAUAUGUACACAUACAUGGUACAUCUGUGUUUACACAUAUGUGGAAUAAAAAAACUGGGCCUGCAGUAUUGGUGGGAAUACAAAAGGAAUAAGAUAAUAAAGAAUUUUUUUUCAGA
Polypterus senegalus (gray bichir) is the source of this 11701-nucleotide messenger RNA. Its product is annotated as vesicular glutamate transporter 1. NCBI's taxonomy places the organism in Eukaryota, Metazoa, Chordata, Cladistia, Polypteriformes, Polypteridae. Gene Ontology annotation, molecular function: L-glutamate transmembrane transporter activity; neurotransmitter transmembrane transporter activity. The record is from RefSeq and is a predicted model, not a curated record. Bases 692 to 2431 code for a protein of 579 amino acids. Gene Ontology annotation, biological process: synaptic transmission, glutamatergic; neurotransmitter loading into synaptic vesicle; regulation of synapse structure or activity. The transcript is spliced from 12 exons. Gene Ontology annotation, cellular component: excitatory synapse; synaptic vesicle membrane.